ACCAACAACAACAGCAGCUGGCCGGCCCUCCGCACUGUGGGAAGACUCGCUGCAGCCGGGAGCCUCCGUCAUCCGUCACGUUGAACGACAUGGCCUCCGACGGCAUGGACGAGCGAUCCCCGCUGCUGUCGGGCCCCAACUCCGAGAAUGUGACCCCCACCGCUCCCCCGUACCUGCAGGAUUCAAGUCCCCGAGCCGAACUACCUCCUCCUUACACAGCCAUCGCCAGCCCCGAUGCCAGCGGUGUGCCUGUCAUCAACUGCCGUGUAUGCCAGUCGCUCAUCAACCUAGAUGGCAAGAUGCAUCAGCACGUGGUCAAGUGCACUGUCUGCAAUGAAGCUACGCCCAUCAAGAAUCCCCCUACAGGGAAGAAGUAUGUGAGGUGUCCCUGUAACUGCCUGCUCAUCUGUAAAGACACAUCCAGGAGGAUAGGAUGUCCUCGACCAAACUGCAGACGCAUCAUCAACCUGAGCCCGGUGAUGGUGAUCCCGGAGGAGCAGCCGGCCCAGCCGGCCCUGCCCAUCCAGCCCGAGGGGAUGAGAGUGGUCUGCGGUCACUGCGGCAACACUUUCCUGGGCAGUGAGGACGCCAGCUCUUCCCAGCCAAUGUCUGGUCUCCCCAGCGAUGGCUCACCCCCAGCACAGCCACAGUGGAUGGAGCUCCGAUUUAACACACUCGCAAAGUGUCCUCACUGCAAAAAAAUAUCCUCUGUUGGCAGCGCGCUGCCCAGGAGGCGCUGCUGUGCUUACAUAACUAUAGGGAUGAUUUGCAUCUUCAUCGGUGUGGGUUUAACAGUUGGUACUCGGGACUUUGCCAGUCGCUACAAUGCCACCUAUGUGUCCUGGGCAUUCGCUUACCUGCUGGGCCUCAUCUGUCUGAUAAGAGCCUGCUACUGGGGAGCCAUCAAAGUCAGCUACCCAGAGAACAGCUUUGCCUAGAGCGAGAGUGUUUCAGCGAGGUCCUGGAAGUACAAACUCCACUUUUAGAUUUUUUUUCCCCCCACCAUCUUCUUCAGAUUUUAAACUGGUCACGUUCAGCCGAGUGCAGCGCGUCUGGACAGGGGUGUCGGGUGUUGUUUGAAGAAGUUUAUUCUGGCUGUGUCUCCUGUUGUAUAUCUGGAAACCCGCUGUCUGUCAGUCAGUCUGGAGCUGGUCCACAAAGACGAAAAUCCUCUUCAUGUUUUGCUGACAUCCAUCAAAAUUUAGAUGGAAAAACUGUGGUAUUUUUAAUCUUUAGUUUUUUUUAAAAUUGGUAAUUAGCAAAAAUUUGUUGGCUCACAUGCAAAUUGAAAAAGAAAAGCAAACUGGCUGGAUUUAGUUAUUUUUGGACCACUUGUUUUUUCAAAGUUAUUAUCUACUACAUGAAAGCACUCGCUCGAUAUUUCACUACAGACCAAAAUGAGACAACCUUCUGAGAACAGUUUGUCCAUUGCACUAUGGUUUUAUGCAAUUGUGUUGCUUUGCUGCUAGUUAACUCAAGAUAUAAGACGAUGCAUAUUCAUGUUGUAGCCAUUUCUUUGCCUGUGUACUUUGACAUAGACUUAGUAUAUGAUUUCAGUGCUCAAAAUGAUCAACUUUUAAAGGUAAUUGUCCUUAUACAGUAUUCCCAUGCGUGCCAACUUUGCUGCCCAGUGUUAUUCAAGAAAAUUAUCAGAUCAAUCAGAAAAUCUUUUUUUUAUUAAAAUGUGUCUCUUUUUUGUGUGUGUGAAACUUUUAAGUCACAACAGCAAUAACCCUUUGGGGUGAUUUUUCUUAGCUUCCGUCCCUGUGAUUCUCACCAGGAGUCCCAUAAUAAUACCAGAAACAUGGUGACUCACCUUUGCAUGUUGACUUGUUCAUGUUGCUGGGGUGGUGUUCCACUUCUGUUUCCGAGGUAGCUGAAGGCUGUGAUGUUCCUCCCGUCUUUGCUCCUCCUGCCUGUGAGUUGGAAUGUAAACCUUCGUCCCUCCGCUUACGUCGCUGCUCUCCAACCUCCAGUGAACUCUCUACGCUAGCUAGCAUUUCUAUAUGCAGACUCAACUCUCUGUCUCUUUGUCUUGACCAGUGGGCACAGUUCAAACUUCUAACUUAGUUCUGAAUGUGAUGACGACAAUGAUGAUGAUGCAGAAAAUAAUAUUAAAGUAGGUAGUGUGAAGUGGACAGGGAAAACAAUGGUUCG
Messenger RNA from Cololabis saira (Pacific saury), 2157 nucleotides. It is a transcript of the gene pip4p2, whose product is annotated as phosphatidylinositol-4,5-bisphosphate 4-phosphatase 2. The record is from RefSeq and is a predicted model, not a curated record. Lineage: Eukaryota; Metazoa; Chordata; Actinopteri; Beloniformes; Belonidae. Gene Ontology annotation, molecular function: phosphatidylinositol-4,5-bisphosphate 4-phosphatase activity. Gene Ontology annotation, cellular component: late endosome membrane; lysosomal membrane; plasma membrane. The coding region runs from base 90 to 938 and encodes 282 amino acids. The transcript is spliced from 8 exons. Gene Ontology annotation, biological process: phosphatidylinositol dephosphorylation.